AUACAACGUCAAUUCCGCACGAGGAAACUCCCCUUCCGGUCGGUUUAGGUAACCAUAACAAACAUGGCGACUUACAGACAGGUCGGCAGGUUGUUUGGUAUUUCAGCAAGACUUAGGCGUCCUCUUGCUGGCUGUGGAUAUCAGAGCGCCAGAUUACACUGGCCUUCACACAACACUGGAGUCUCGAACAUAUGGCGACAAAACCCCCAUCGGGUUGUUCUGGGAAGGACCAUGUUUGUGCAGACUCAGGACACACCAAACCCAAACAGCCUAAAGUUUCUGCCCGGUCGUACAGUUCUUGAAUCAGGAACUAUGAAUUUUGCCGGCCCUCGUGAUGCGUACUGCUCACCCUUAGCCAGACAGUUGUUCAGGAUUGAUGGAGUCAAGGGUGUCUUCCUGGGCAACGACUUUAUUACAAUAACAAAGUCGGAUGCAAAUAUGGAAUGGAAAGUAAUCAAACCCGAUGUAUUUGCUGCCAUAAUGGACUUUUUCACCUCUGGACUUCCGGUUGUCAGUGAGGACAGCAAACCUAGCGCAGAUACAGCACCAUCAGAUGAUGAUGAUGAAGUAGUUGCUAUGAUCAAAGAACUGCUUGAUACUCGAAUAAGGCCAACAGUGCAGGAAGAUGGAGGCGAUAUUGUGUAUCGGGGGUUCGAGGACGGCAUCGUUAAACUGAAGCUGCAGGGCUCCUGCACCAGUUGUCCGAGUUCCAUUGUUACUUUGAAGAGUGGAAUCCAAAACAUGCUGCAGUUUUACGUCCCUGAAGUUGAAUCAGUGGAGCAGGUGAAGGAUGAGGAAGAGGAGAGAGAUGCUCAAGUUUGAACUACUCUGAAACCAGAAUCACAUUUACACAUUCCUCUCUCCCCCAGCCACUUGCUUUAAUGCAGGCCAUAGCUGUAAUCAAAUAAACUCAUGUAUAGCAUGGCUGUUUGAAAGACCCCAUCAUCGUCGUCAACAUCAUCAUCGUGAAAUAUAGCAUGGAAGAGCCCAGCCACAGAAACUGAUGACUGUAGACCCAAAAUAAAUUAUAUUUAUUAUUUCAUACUUUCAGACACUAGUCUAAACAGCUUUUAGGUUUAAAAUACAUACUGUAUACAGCACUGUAUGUAAGUAAAUAAAGUUUAUUGAAAUAUUUUAUACAGUAACUGUGUACCUGUCUCACAUGAUCUAAUAGUAAUUUUUUUCUUUCCUAUUUUUUUGUAUGUAGAGUGAAUUAUUUAUCAAUUUUGCAGAAUCAUGCGUCUUUACAAGCCUCUUCCAGUGCAACCAUACAAGAUUACAAUUGCCAAAUAUCAACUAUUGUUUUAAUAAAAUAGUUUUCUGUCAAUCUCCAUGUAGAAAUAUUGCUGUUAUUUGUAUUCUAUCCUAACAAAUACUUGGGGCUGUUUGUCAGACUCUAAGUUUAGAGAUCUCACUCAAGUAGAGCUGUAACCACCACUGAGAACACCAGGGUAAAGUACUCUAAUAUUUCUGUGACUUUGGGGGGUUUAAUGGUGUGACCAUGAGUUUUCAUUCUCCAUUUAUGCAGACCACGUUUUUUUUUCUUUCUUUUUUUGUGGCAUUUUCUGAUAUUUAUCCUCUUUUUUUUCUGAGUAAAUAUCUUAAAGUUUGUAUCUAAGUAUAUUAAAUGUGGGAGUGUAUAAAUUACAUUG
Molecule: messenger RNA, 1652 nt
Organism: Xiphias gladius (swordfish)
Lineage: Eukaryota; Metazoa; Chordata; Actinopteri; Istiophoriformes; Xiphiidae
Gene: nfu1
Product: NFU1 iron-sulfur cluster scaffold homolog (S. cerevisiae)
Exons: 8
Coding region: 64-822 (252 amino acids)
Biological process (GO): iron-sulfur cluster assembly
Cellular component (GO): mitochondrion
Molecular function (GO): iron-sulfur cluster binding; iron ion binding
Source: RefSeq, a predicted model, not a curated record